AUGUACAGGAUCAGGCAAUGUGAAUCCAUCUCCGUACCACAGUCAACUAGCUUCACCUGGAGACUAUCUGUCAAAUCAGCGCCUGAAAGACCGCGCUAUAUCAUUGUCGGUUUCCAAACUGACAAAGACGGUGACCAAGAGCAGAAUUCGUCCAUCUUUGACAACGUCAAUGUGAGGAAUAUAUUUGUCAUGCUAAACUCGGCUAGAUACCCCGCAGUUGACUACAACCUCUCCUUUCCCAAACAGCAAUUCAGUCGGGCGUACGGUGAUGCAGCAGCCUUCAGGUCCAAGUUUUACAACAUGGACGAGUUGGUGUCAAACCCCAACAUCACCCCCGCCGAUAACAAGACUCUUUUCCCACUGUUUGUUUUCGACGUCAGCAAGCAGAGUGAGCGACUGAAGACCGCAGUCACUGACAUCCAAAUAAAAACUCAGCUCAAUGCCAACGUGCCAGCGGGUACCGAAGCAUUUGCUGUUGUGAUUAGUGACAAGAUGAUAAACUUCAAGACCGAUGGGAAGAAGGUAAACGUUGUAUAUAGCUAG
Ylistrum balloti is the source of this 543-nucleotide messenger RNA. RefSeq lists its product as uncharacterized. The record is from RefSeq and is a predicted model, not a curated record. Bases 1 to 543 code for a protein of 180 amino acids. Lineage: Eukaryota; Metazoa; Mollusca; Bivalvia; Pectinida; Pectinidae. The transcript has a single exon.